Messenger RNA from Calliphora vicina (urban bluebottle blowfly), 2612 nucleotides. RefSeq names its product slowdown (gene slow). The transcript has 6 exons. Gene Ontology annotation, biological process: anatomical structure development. The record is from RefSeq and is a predicted model, not a curated record. Gene Ontology annotation, cellular component: extracellular region; cell surface. Bases 318 to 1970 code for a protein of 550 amino acids. Gene Ontology annotation, molecular function: signaling receptor binding; calcium ion binding. Lineage: Eukaryota; Metazoa; Arthropoda; Insecta; Diptera; Calliphoridae.
UAUAGAGAAGUACUUUUUCUUGAAGUAUUCAUGCUCCUUUAACCAGAAAUUAACAGAUUGUGAUUUUCGUAUGCAAAAGAAGAAAUAAAUACAUUGGCUUUUUGCGCCUGUUUAAUAUCAUCAAGUGAAAAUUAGUUAUUUUGUUGAAAACCAACAAACCGUCAAAUUCCACGCAACAGUAACAACAACUAAAGAAACCAAAUUAGAUCUAGAUCAAGUAACAAAUUAAAAAGAAAAGAACACACAAAAUUAUACCUGCAACAUAAGAAGAAACAAGCACAAAUCUGUAAAACAAAAAGCUAAAAUAAAAUACCACAAUGAAAGUUGCUAAAUUUAUGGGUCAUAUAACAAUAAUUGUUUUAUGUUGUCUUUUAACGGUUUUAGCUGAAACUCUAGACACAAGACAUUUACAAAGGCAACACAUAAAACACUUAACACAGCAACAACAGCAGCAGCAACAGACACAUCACCAACAUAAUCAGCAUCAACAUCAUCAUCGACAACAACAUCUAACAAAAUUAAGACAACAAUUACUACCCAGCACGGGCACUGGCAGCUCUAGACAGUCUAGAAAAUUAGAAUUAAAAUCACCACCAACCGCAUCAACAGCAUCACAUCAAGAAAAUCCCAAUAGUCAAGUGGAACUUAUUGAACAACUUAAAAAUAAUAUACCAAAGAAUGCAACAGCAGUCGCAGCUGCAUCAGCACCAGUAACGUCCACCAAAUUACGACGUUUAAGUGCUAAAGAAUACUACAACAAAUCCGUACAGAGACGUUACAAUGCCCGUCGCAAUGCUCACGAUGACUGGGCCUACAACACCUACAAUGUGCACACGAACACAUUUGGUCCCACGCAGACCCAAUCUCACGCGGGCAAGGGUGACGACAACAGUGAUGAUGUGGAAUUUGUUAGUAAUAAUGGGGUAAAAUCUCUGCCCGAUUGGUCGAGACGUGGUUAUGUACCGGCUAUGGUACCAACAUCGGGUCCUACACGCAAGACAACAACCACAACUGUACCACCACCAGCCAUGAUUCCAGCCAGACGUGGUUAUCCUUUGGCACCACCCACCAGUGCGGGCGCUGAUUCUCCCACUACAGAGGAUCCUUUUGAAACGAAUGUCAUAAGCAAAAAUCCAAGUGGUAUGGAUCCAAAAGAUAUGGAAAAACGUCACAUUUGCGUGCAACAGCGGACAGUAACAAUGCCCGUAAAAUCAACUGAAGUUUAUACACGUCCAAUUUGGAAACAUGUCAGUACGCCGUGUCAACCGCAAACGCAUGUAAAUCAAAUGUGUACACGCGUCCAGUUGGUGCACGAACAAGCGUUUCGCGAUGUAAUACGUCACAAAUCAGCUCAACAGGUCACCUACGAUUGUUGUACGGGAUGGAUGCGUGAAUCACAGCAUGCUGAUGGUUGCAUGAAACCUAUUUGCGCGGCUCGCUGUCAAAAUGGUGGCACCUGUUCGGGUCCCGAUACAUGUUCUUGCCCGUCGGGUUUUAGUGGACGCUAUUGUGAACACGACAUUAACGAGUGUAAAGAAGAGAAACCCUGUGAUCAAACAUGCAUCAAUACAGUCGGCUCUUACUAUUGCAAGUGUCGUGAAGGCUUCACUCUACAGGCUGAUCAGCAAAGUUGUAAAAAAAUUGAUUUACACCAUGAUGAUGCAUUUGAAGCACGCGAUUUAGAAAACGAAAUAGAAACGCAAGAAGACAUCACAGCCAGAUUACAAAAGAUUGAAAAACAAUUGGCCAACGAAAGAGUACAGGCUAAUGAAUUGCACAAGACUUUGCAGUCGACUUAUACAAUGGUGGAUUUAUUAAAAAAUCGUUUAGUUAAUUUGGAAAAACAACAAUUGGACUACAAUCGUUUGCAGACGAAUUUGUACAAUACAGAAUCUCGUACUCUUAAGCUGGAGGGCAUGGUUAAUUUAUUAAUGAAAUGUCGAAAUGGUCCCAAUGCUCAUUGUCCUUAGAAAUUUUUGAAUCCCCCAGGUUGAGAUUUAUUAUUAAAACAAUUUAGUUUUAUUUUUGAUUUUAUUAUUAUUAUUAUAAACAAAUCACACACAGAACUGCAUUUCUUUCUCGGUUAGAAAUUUUUACUUAAUUUACUUUUAUUCUAAGUCUAGUUUUACACAUAUUUAAGGGAUUCUCUAUGAAUUGCUUUCUAAAGUAAUUAAAAGAAAAAUUAUAUUUUUCUUUUUCUACUUUUAUUUUAUUUCAUAUGUAUUUUUAUUACUAUUAUUAUUGUAUUAUUUAAGAAUCCUGUAAAUCCUUGCGCUAUUCUUUCCGUUUAGUAUUUUUUGUGUACUUUUACAUUGCCUUGUCUUUUUAUGUGUCAUUCCCUAACAUUUUUUUUGUUUAAUUGAAAACUCGAAAUUUUUGAAAUAAAAUAAAGAAAAAUUUUUAAGUUAAAAAAACAUAACCGUUGUUUUGCACGCUUAGUUGUUUAAUUAAAGUUAAUAUACAAAUAUAUUUCUACAUUUUUUCUUUUAUUUGGAAAAAAUCGAUAAUGAAAAGCUUUUAUAUGCAUAGUUUUUUAGAGAACUUUUAUUUUUUGUAACGUAUUUAAGUGUAAAUAUUUAAAUAAAGUUAUUUUUAUGUACAAUAAAAUUAAA